UCGCGUUGUUUUUCAGUGGAUGUUUGAAAACAAACGGUUGGAAUAAGCCGGCGAGAGGAGUGUUCCUCGGACGCCAGCCCGCGGCGCAUGCGCAAGGAGCGGGCGGAUGAUGGCGGCCGCGCUGUCCAGGGCGCUGAAGCUCCCGGGUAAAAAGUCACAUGAUCUGGGAGAGUAUGACCCCCUGCGGCAGGCUGACAGCGAUGACAGUGCAGACGAUGUGACCUCAACUAUCAAAAAAUGGCAGUCUGCAGACUGAAGCGACAGUUGAGGCUGUGCUCAACAGAGAUGCAGGCACUGUGGUUGAGAUGCAUGCACUGAAGGUAAAACAAUGCCGGUCAGAUCAACCAGCUCAGCGGAGGUACAUUGCAACUGAAGUGUCAGAUGAGUUUGCUAUUAAAACCAGAACUUCAUUUCUUCCUUGCCUGCGGACAGCUGCCUUCCUCCUCACUCUCGUUUUGACCAUGGUCCUAGUCUUAGUCUGUGCUUUCUUCAUCCCAUGUCCGAGAGAGCCACACACUGAAGACCUCAUGGAACAGAAGCCUCGGUCAAGCAGCUGGUUUCCCUCUGGCGAUCACCCUUUGGGAUGUCAACGAUGACCAAGUUUCCGAUGUUAUUGUUUCGUUCAGCUCUGCUGGGAAAGUCCGAGACCAAAGAGGCAUCCUCAGGCCACAAGUCAGCAUGAAGCUCCAUGUGUCAGUAGCGGUGUUGUCCGGGGUGGAUGGCAGUGUUCUCUGGACGACUCCAGCCUCUGAACGGCUGAAGUUCAUCGACUGUGGCCUCGGUUACACCGGAGGAGGAAAGGGCACCGUCUGCAUACUGGUUGGAGUCAGUCGUAUGUUGAAGGCCGUUAACAGCAGCUCAGGAAGUAGCUUCUGGGAAACAAAGAAUGUAUACCCAUCCCACCGGAUUCCAGCUGCCCUGCCUGUGCAGCUCCCAGACAUUGAUGGUGAUGGUUUUGGAGACAUGCUGCUUGGGAGCAGACCGGCUACAUUGGCCAAUCGGAUUCGUGAUGUGUCCUUUGUGUUUGUGUCAGGAGCAACUGGGGCUCUAAUUGGCCAGCCAGUAACUUAUAAUGUCACUGGUGAAGGCAAGUUGAUUGGUCCAAAGGCCUGUGUGUCUGGUGAAGGGGCGCUCUACAUUCUCUUUGGUUAUGGGAGCAUCCAAGCUGUGUCUGUGAGGGACAUUUACAAGCAGGCGAAUGGCAAGGGCAGCUUGCCUCCAUCUCUGUGGAAGGAGGACCCCACCUUGGAAUGGAAGAGAGAGGGAAACCUGUCUGGAUUGCUGGAGGUGUACAGUGGCAAUAGUUCUGCGCGGGACCUGCAGGUGCUGAGUGGAACUGGAGGGAACUUCAGUGACCUACUGAUCACCACCAAGAACAAGCUACAGCUCCUGAGGGGGAAGCUCCUUCGGCAAGUGUGGCAGGCAGUCGGCAGCAGCAUCGAGGGUGUUCCUGUGCCUGGGUUCUUCAAUGAGGACAGAGUCCUGGAUUUCCUGAUUCAGGUCACCAGUGGGAACAGCACGAGAAAGAGUUUAAUUAUCGAUGGGAGCUCGGGUAAGGAACUGUGGCAAGCUGAGCUGGGGUGUCGGAGCCAGGGCUCGGAGGCAGCCUCGAUACCACUGUCCGACGGGAGGUCAGCGUUUCUGUUCUGGGCCGGAGAAUGUGGAGCGGAACCUUUGACUCUGAGGACCGACUCUGACCGGGACAACGGGUACCACCUCUUCCUCCUGCACCCGUCGUACCCUCACGUGCUUCUGAAGCUGGCCACCAGCUUGGGCCCAGUGACUGCAUCAGCCACUGGAAUAUGGGAGCAAAGGAAGGAUGCAUUCCAUGUUGCUGUGACAAUUGAUUCCACCCAGGCGACCCACAAAAGCCGGAUGGGACCCCUGUCGGUGACCAACGUGGGCUUGAAAGAGGCGAUUUUGCAAAGUAAGUUUGUGACGCUGGAGGAGGUGACCACCAGCACUGAGUCCAUCAGGAAAUUCUUCUCCCAGCUCCAGUUCUGCACUGAAGUUCAGCAGUGAACGGUUCUUAACUCGUUCUUUCACUGAGUUGGAAUCCAUCGCUGUCUAUGGAACAUCCUCUCCUGACCACCGCUUCCCGUGUUGUCCCAGCCUAUCCCUGAGGGCAGCAUCCGUUCCCUCCCAAACUGCCUGCCAGCCAGCCUGACGGGAGCAUCUCUGACGCUUCAGGUCGCACUGGGAACUCAGGACUUCUGGUCUCUCUGCUGACAGCGGCCUGGUGUAUGAACGGGAGUCAAAUUCCCUCUGCUCUACAAUUAGCCAUCUACCACACCAUGUCAACCUGCUUUUCGUCACGUCAGCCUUGUCUAAUGGAACUAUUCUGGCAUUGCCGCAAGGAACCAACUUUAGAAGAAUGUGUUAGUCUGGGGCCUAUUUUCACCCAGUACUGUUUCAAGAGCUGCCUUCACAACAGCAUGGGGCAGCCUUGUGUCUUAUUGUUGCAAUGAUCUGAAAUGCCCUGUUCUGGCUCCUAUGUAGAAGGUUGUUUGUUAUUGCUGCUACUGCAGGUGGCCAGGUUAGAGGAGCUGCUUUCGGUAAUGAGCAGAACUCUUUGAUCAGUGCCCUGUUGUAGCUCUGAGCUCGGGAUAAUCACUUGUUACCUUGAACAUGCCCUUUCCUCUGAAACUACUCUCCAUUUCCCAUUGUACUCACAAAACCACCUCCCCUCCAAUCCCAAUCCAAACACUUUUCCCAACCUGCUGCCCCAACUUCAGCACUUCUGAACUUCACCAACAGUCGAGCGUUUACUGAAAUGCGAGGGGGCGAGCAGGUGUGACACCUGAGCUGCAGCGGGAACAGUGACGGGAUUGGACUGGGGGAGGGGUGGGUUGUGAGGAUGUUGGAUCGGGGACAGUGGGAUAUGAAGGACUUAGACGAGGGUCUUGGUC
Molecule: messenger RNA, 2909 nt
Organism: Pristis pectinata (smalltooth sawfish)
Lineage: Eukaryota; Metazoa; Chordata; Chondrichthyes; Rhinopristiformes; Pristidae
Gene: fam234b
Product: family with sequence similarity 234 member B
Exons: 13
Coding region: 679-2022 (447 amino acids)
Source: RefSeq, a predicted model, not a curated record